UUCAUUCAUUCCCCCAAGUCCCAGCCCUUCUACCUCAGAUUUUUUUCUCUCACCAAUCCAUUUUAUUCUUUCAUCCUACUAGCCAGUACUGGCCUUGCGUACAAAUAAUUAUCUCCCAAAGUCCCAAAUAACGGGCGAAUAAAAAGAACACAGUAGUAAAAUGGACUUGCCGAACCACCACGGUGUCGCUGCUACAGCUCCUACCGAAGCAGCAGUAGCAACGACAACCGCCGGCGCAAGUCCCGAUACAGAUGUGCCUCUUCGCAGUCCGAGCCCAUCUAAAGUCAGUGAAAUACUCCAUCUCAUUCAAUCCGACGACGUACAACAAAAAGUUGAAGCCGCCAGGGAGAUCCGCCGGCUUGCCAAGACUUCCCAGAGGUACCGUCGUCAUUUCUCUGACGCCGUUAACCCCCUCGUGCAGAUGCUCCUUUAUGCUAACUCCGUUGAGGCCAACGAAGCCGCCCUUCUCGCCCUCCUCAACCUCGCCGUCAAAAACGAAACGAAUAAGAUAAGUAUAAUUGAUGCUGGUGCUCUUGGGGCCAUCGUAGGUUUUCUUCAGUCGGAACAUCCAUUGCAGGAGCAUGCAACUGCAGCCUUGCUAACAUUAUCUGCUUCAUCUGUAAAUAAGCCAAUUAUUAGUGCUGCUGGGACCAUCCCUCUCCUCGUGGAAAUCCUAAGAGAUGGAUGCAUGCAAAUGAAGGUUGAUGCUGUUAUGGCUCUUUAUAAUCUCUCGACUCAUCCGGGCAAUUUAAACCUAAUUCUUCAAACAGAACCAGUUCCUUGUAUAGUUGAUUUGAUAAAAUCUUCUAAGAAGUCUUCAAAAACAGCUGAAAAAUGUACAGCUCUCGUGGAAUCUUUGGUAGGCUUUGAAGAGGGCAGAAUUGCAUUGACAUCUGAAGAAGGUGGAGUACUUGCAGUUGUAGAAGUGCUUGAAAGUGGUUCUCUUCAAAGCCGGGAACAUGCUGUAGGAACACUUUUGACAAUGUGUCAGAGUGAUCGGAGUAAGUAUAGGGAACCAAUUCUACGGGAAGGCGUAAUACCUGGUCUUCUUGAGCUUACCAUUCAAGGAUCACCGAAGUCCCAGUCAAAAGCGCAAAUGCUUCUGCGGUUGCUAAGAGACUCUCCUUAUCCAAGGUCUGAGCUUCAACCAGACACCCUAGAGAACAUAGUUUCCAGCCUAAUAUCUCAGAUAGACGGCGAGGAUCAAGCAGGGAAGGCCAAGCAGAUGUUAGCCGAGAUGGUACAAGUUAGUAUGGAGCAGAGUUUAAGACAUUUACAGCAGAGGGCCCUGGUAUACACUCCAGCUGAUUUGCCAGUGGCUAGUUGUGCAUCUGAGGUUUCAUCUAAGUGAAUUUUGAUGGGUCAGCUUUUACUUUUUCUUAUGAUUACAGGUUUCCCAUGUAAACUUUUGUGUGAUAGGUAAAAAUAUCAUAAAACCAUGCCAGUCCUGGCCCAUUCUGACGGGUUCCAAGAGACUGGUAAGUGUCAAUAAGCUGGAAAGUUUUGAAAGGCUGGUAUCGUAGGUAUUGUGUGCUACCAGUGUUGUACCAUACGACGUGUACUGAAAGCUUGUAUGAUAUGUGAAUGAUUUCUUUGCACCUA
Coffea eugenioides is the source of this 1602-nucleotide messenger RNA. RefSeq names its product U-box domain-containing protein 4. The record is from RefSeq and is a predicted model, not a curated record. Bases 161 to 1351 code for a protein of 396 amino acids. The transcript is spliced from 2 exons. Gene Ontology annotation, molecular function: protein binding. Gene Ontology annotation, cellular component: cytoplasm; nucleus. NCBI's taxonomy places the organism in Eukaryota, Viridiplantae, Streptophyta, Magnoliopsida, Gentianales, Rubiaceae.